UUUAAUAGUACGGUUCCACAGGAGGCGAGCUCAGUCGGUGGUUGUUGAUCGUCCCGAGCGUUACUCGCACCACUCGCUUCCUGGUUACAGCGCACCCCUGAUUAUAGCUUUCAGCUCGUCGCAGUGGCUGUGAAAAUUAAAUCAAUUCGAUUUGUCGUCUAACCCAAUCAACACAAUUAACUAAGUCAUUCUCGGUGCGUGCUCUCCUUCGCAACACAUCUCAUUCAGUGACAAUAAUCAAAUAAUAAAAUAAAAAGAUUCAAAGCUUUAUCAACUAAAUAUUGAAAAAAAAAAUCAAUUAAAACAAAUAAAAAUUUCGAAAAGAAAAGGAAAUCUCGAAAAGAAGUGCCAUAAACGAUUGAAUUGGUAGCUCUCGGUGGAGCUAUGAUGACCACAACAACCACACAGCACCACCAGCAUCAUCCCAUUAUGCCGCCAGCCAUGCGUCCCGCCCCCGUUCAGGAGAGUCCUGUAUCUCGUCCCCGUGCCGUCUAUAGCAUCGAUCAGAUCCUGGGGAAUCAGCACCAGAUCAAACGCAGUGACACGCCCAGCGAAGUGUUGAUUACGCAUCCCCACCACGCCCAUCAGCACCACAUCCAUCACCUCCACAGCAGUCCUGGCAACACCAAUGGCACCACCAACCUCCAAAUGCCGCAGCAACACCCGCAACAGCAACAGCAGUUGCAAGUUCAGGCCAAGCGCGAGGACUCGCCAACAAACACGGACGGAGGACUGGAUGUGGAUAAUGAUGACGAGCUGUCCUCCAGCCUGAACAACGGCCACGAUCUCAGCGACAUGGAGAGGCCGCGUAAAGUUCGGAGAUCUCGCACAACAUUUACAACGUUUCAAUUGCAUCAGUUGGAGCGGGCCUUCGAGAAGACCCAGUACCCCGAUGUGUUCACAAGGGAGGAUCUGGCCAUGCGCUUGGAUUUGAGCGAAGCACGCGUCCAGGUGUGGUUCCAGAACCGGCGGGCCAAAUGGCGCAAACGUGAGAAGUUUAUGAAUCAGGACAAGGCUGGCUAUCUCCUGCCCGACCAAGGUCUGCCGGAGUUUCCGCUGGGCAUUCCCCUGCCGCCCCAUGGCCUGCCCGGACACCCCGGCGCCCUCCCCACGGAGUUCUGGCCCCCGCACUUCGCCCUGCACCAGCACUUCAAUCCCGCGGCAGCCGCUGCCGCCGGCCUCCUGCCCCAGCAACUGAUGGCGCCUCACUACAAGCUGCCCAACUUCCACACCCUGCUCUCCCAGUACAUGGGCCUGAGCAAUCUGAACGGGAUCUUUGGAGCGGGUGCUGCGGCAGCGGCGGCGGCAGCUAGUGGCUCUGCAGCAGCGGCUGCGGCAGCUGCGGCGGCGGCCGGAUAUCCGCAGAAUCUCUCGCUCCACCAGGUGAGCCAGGUGAGCCCGCCCUGUAGCAAUAGCAGUCCGCGCGAGAGCCCCAAACUGGUGGCCCAUCAGCAUCCCCCGCCACAUGCGGUCUCACCCUCCGGGGGCGGUGCCACCACCCUGAUCUCGGGCGGCCUGAUGCUCACCUCUACGGCCGCCCAGUCGCCGAGCAGCGCCACCGGAGCCAGCAGCAACGCUUCCACACCCGUCUCCGUGGUCACCAAGGGCGAGGACUGAAUGCCACCACUACUUCCCCAUGUACAUAUGCUGUAGAUAUAUCCGCCUAGUUCUAUAUUGGAUCUGGAUGCUUUGUCUUUGGCCAAAGUUAACGUAGUUGUAACGCCCAAAUAAUAAUCUAUCUGUAAAAUAUCUUCAAGCGAUUAGAAAUAAACACUUAAUGUUAGAAUAUCCACUAAGGAGAACAUGUCGAUGAAAAAUAAAUGAAAUGAAAGAAAAA
Messenger RNA from Drosophila ananassae, 1837 nucleotides. It is a transcript of the gene hbn, whose product is annotated as retinal homeobox protein Rx3. Lineage: Eukaryota; Metazoa; Arthropoda; Insecta; Diptera; Drosophilidae. Bases 385 to 1617 code for a protein of 410 amino acids. Gene Ontology annotation, biological process: regulation of transcription by RNA polymerase II. Gene Ontology annotation, molecular function: RNA polymerase II transcription regulatory region sequence-specific DNA binding; DNA-binding transcription factor activity, RNA polymerase II-specific. The record is from RefSeq and is a predicted model, not a curated record. The transcript has 5 exons.